AUGUUCUUCGUCAAAACCCUCGAACACCGCAUCGACCUGCACCCCUCCUUCUUCUCCGCCUCGGCCCCGGACUUCAUCAAAGAGAAGCUCUACCAAGACGUCGAGGGCACGAAUACCGGGACUUUCAUGAUCAUCGCGGUUCUACAAAUCGACGAUAUCUCCGAGCCGAAGAUUGCGCCGGGGACGGGGUUCGCGCAGUAUAAUGUGGGGUAUCGGGCGAUGGUGUGGAGGCCGUUUAGGGGGGAGGUUGUUGAUGGGAAGGUGACGAAUGUGGUUAACAACGGGUUCUUUGCGGAUGUGGGGGGGUUGGCUGUGUUUGUGAGCAAGACGAUGCUCCCACCUUCGAUGAAGCACAACGCCGAAGGCUCGACGCCCAGCUGGAGCGAAGCGGAUGGGAUGAUCAUCGAGCGCGACUCGCAGGUGCGGUUACGGAUCAAGGGUAUUCGAGGAGAGCUGGGGCAGAUGUAUGCGAUUGGCAGUAUCCGCGAGGACUAUCUUGGGGCGUUACUGCAGUGA
This is a messenger RNA of Saxophila tyrrhenica, 516 nucleotides long. RefSeq names its product DNA-directed RNA polymerase II subunit (gene RPB7). Gene Ontology annotation, molecular function: single-stranded DNA binding; translation initiation factor binding; single-stranded RNA binding. Gene Ontology annotation, biological process: positive regulation of translational initiation; DNA-templated transcription; positive regulation of nuclear-transcribed mRNA poly(A) tail shortening. The transcript has 4 exons. The record is from RefSeq and is a predicted model, not a curated record. Lineage: Eukaryota; Fungi; Ascomycota; Dothideomycetes; Mycosphaerellales; Extremaceae. Bases 1 to 516 code for a protein of 171 amino acids. Gene Ontology annotation, cellular component: RNA polymerase II, core complex; P-body.